ACCUGAGGUGCUGUGCUCUAUUCCCCAUCGUGUGUGUUGUGGAGCACGCGAGGCAGAUGUUCCCCCGCAGGACGCUGUGUUGUUUACCCGCUCGGCGCCUCUAUCCCCACGCUCACGCUCACUUUUUCUGAGAAGCAGCCAUCAUGGCCGCGUGUCCCGCCACGUUCAGACUCUCACGGAGGACCCAGUACGUCCUCCUGCUGGUGCUCUGCGUCUCUGUCCUGGCGUGGGUAGCGGCCCCCACUUUCAGCCCCACGAAGACGUUCAGGGAGGCGACCCAACUUCAGCCGGACCCCGGGGAGGCAGGAGAACAGCCUGAGCCGGAAAAGCAGGUCGAGGAGACGCUAAUCCCGGUCACAAAGGAGAUGGAGCAGGAGCUUAAAGAUGUUUGCCCAGAGACGUCACCGCUGCUGCGUGGUGCGCUGGCGCUGCAGUUCGAACCCUGGCUGACCCUCGACCAGGUGCAGCAGGGUAACGGCGCGGUGACGGAGGGCCAGUACGAACCCGGCGAGUGUAAAGCCAGGCAGAGCGUCGCCGUCCUCAUCCCGUUCCGAAACCGAGAGAAGCACCUGCUGUACCUGCUGCACCACCUGCACCCGUUCCUGCAGAGGCAGCAGCUCCACUACGGCAUCUACGUCAUCCACCAGGCUGGCGAUGGUAGAUUUAACAGAGCGAAGCUGUUAAACGUGGGUUAUCUGGAAGCUCUGAAGGACUUCAGCUGGGACUGCUUCAUCUUUCACGACGUGGAUCUCGUCCCUGAAAACGAUCACAAUUUAUACACCUGUGAACAAGAUCCCAAACACCUGGUGGUGGGCAGAAACUCCACCGGCUACAGGCUGAAGUACAAAGGAUAUUUCGGAGGCGUGACGGCCCUGACCAGGGAACAGUUCUCCAAAGUAAACGGAUUUCCCAACACCUACUGGGGCUGGGGAGGGGAGGACGACGACCUCCGGAUACGGGUGCAGCUUCAGGGGAUGAAAAUCGUCCGGCCGCCCUCUAAAGUCGCCCGCUACACCAUGGUGUUCCACAAGAGGGACAGCGGCAACGAGGUCAACAAGAACAGGAUGCAUUUGCUGAAUAAGACCCCCCGGACGUGGAGCACGGACGGUCUGAACUCCUGCACCUACGAGGCUCUGUCGGUGGAGAGGCCGCCGCUCUACGUCAACAUCACUGUGGAUAUCGGCGCGCCUUCGAACGGCCACUGAGACCCGGACCGAACUGUCGUACAGUCGUUCUCUUAGUGUAAACUGAGACGCCGCGCCCGCGACGGCGGGGUCGACCGAUGUUAGUACUGAAGUGCUGAGCGUGGAGCCGGUCUGGAGGGUGUGGAACGUACAGGUGCUCCAUUCCAAACCUGGAAAAGCUUGAAAAUUUGUGACAUUGUGGGAAAUAAUGACGGAUCUGUGUUACAUAAUGAUUGACGGACCUCAUUUGGGUGGUUUUGGGUCACCCUGCCUGUGGUGAAUAGGUAAAAAAAAACUGGAACAGCUCAGUACCUCCCCAGUUUAACAUUAAAAAUGAAGACGGCUGAUUUGCACGGCACAAUACGAAACGUAAUGACAAUCCUUUCAAACAAGAAAUGUGCACAUCAUAUCGAUCAGAUGAUCGGUCAUUGAUUUGCACUGACCUUAUCCAGUUCUCUGGGGGACAAGUGGACUCAAACUGAGCCUGAUACCCUGAUAAAUGUCCCUCACGUUUGUUAUUCGUCUCCUUUUAUUUGUCCUGUAAUUUCUGUCCUGUCGUCUGUACAUGUACGUUCAGGAAUCAGAAUAGAAACACUAGUAAAAGUGGUGGCAGCUCAUAAGUCGAUAUACGAUAUAAGGGCGUGUCCAUCUGUGAUUAACUCUAAUAUUUUUAUUUUAUUCAAAGGACCAGGGUGGGUUGUGUAGCAGUUGCCAAAAAUGAGAGUUUUAUUUUUAUAAUACCGUUCUGAACUGAUUUGGAGGUUCAUGGUCACUGAUUAUCCACUAGCAGAACCUGCCUGAUGCAUGAAGCUGCUCUACAGAGGUCGUUUUUAUUCCGUUUCAGCAUUUUAGGACGUGCGUUAGGUGGUUAAACGGAUCCCGAGUCAUUUCAUCGUGAAUCGGUUCAUUCAUUGAGAAUCGCUUGAUUGACAAUCGGGCGGCGCACAGCAAGAAGGUCCUGGGUUUGAUCCCUAGGUGGAGCAGUCCGGGUCCUUUCUGUGUGGAGUUUGCAUGUUCUCCCUGUGUCUGAGUCCAAAGUAUGAGUGUGUGUGUGUGUGUGUGUGAAUGUGUGUGUGCCCUGUGCGGGGUGUUUCCUGCCUUGCGCUCAGUGAAUCCCAGUACCCACCGCGACCCUGAAAAGGAUAGUGGUGGUAAAACAGACAAUGAAUGAAUAAAUAAGUGUGAAUCAUUUGAUUCAGAAUCAUUUGAACGUGAAUCACUUGAUCCUGGGUCUUAAGCAGCAGGACACAAACCUCACUGGUAAAGUUUUAAAAGGAAGUAAAACUGCAAAACAAUCCUGAUCUGUACAUUAUAGUAUAUAAUAUUUACACUAAGAAGUUGAACACUGCCGCACUGCGUGAAUGUAAAUAAACUUUAAAGCUUCAAACUUUAUACUAGAACAGAAUAAAGACUCUACAGAACACUAUUGAACGUAUGUGAUCAGAAACUUUGACCUUGUUACAUUAAUAUUGGUUUGUUAUUUAAAUAAAGUGGGUUAUUUAAGAAUUCACUUCUGUACAUUGUGUGCAAACUAAUAUAAAGUGGCACCUAACAUGGCAUGGCACCUCAAGCUCCAGUAGGACCAGUGUUCUUCACUCCGUUUCAUUACCUAACUCGAUGGUUCCAGUUUAAUCUGGAGGAUUGUGGUAGGAAACUCACUCCUGUCUAAUCUGACAUGUACCCGGUAAUUCAUCGAUACGAUCUCGUCUGUUAAUAUUAAUAUGCAUUGUGUUCAUUCCCUUUUCCUCCACAUUUAGUCAUGCCCAAUUCCCUGCUUGUCUAGAUGGGAAUCUGGUGUAGAAAUCUGUACCAGUUUGGGUGAUGCAUAGCUGCCAGAGGUCGCCAGAGUGCAAAAUAAAAGUGUGUUUAUCCAAAUCAGGACACUAAAAAAGCACUCACAGCAAGAAGGUCCUGGGUUCGAUGGGGUGGUCCGGGUCCUUUCUGUGUGCAGUUUGCUGUGUGGGUUUCCUCCAGGAGCUCCGGUUUCCUCCCACAGUACAAAGACGUGCGAGUGAGGUGAAUUGGAGAUACAAAACUACCUGUCCUGUCAUGAAUGGAACCAAAGUGUGUAAAAUCAUGAUAAAUAAAUUAAUAAAUUAUUUUGUACUGUUUGUAAUAAAAGCUUUUUGGCAGCAACGAUAAAUUUUGUUUGCACCUCACGACCUUUACAUUCUUACCUCUGACUACUUUUUCAAUUAAGCCCAAUUUGGCAGGAAAAUGUGUGAACGUGACGACAUGGUGGGGCGUUCCGAAUGAAGGGAUUUAACCUACUGACGUUCCCUUAUAGCCGAGAUCACGUGAUUAGUGUGUAGGGAACACAGGAGCGCUGCUGGGGGUCUGUUCUGUUACACCACAGCUUUAUUUUAUUAUUAUUAUUUUUAUUUAAUCAGUCAAGUUACUUUGGGUCAGUUGUAUCUGAUGAAUGUGUUUCUGUGAAAUCCCUGACGUGCUUUAUCUUUUUAUUUUAUUUUGUUUUUAUUUUAGCUGUUACGAGGAGUUCUGUGCAAUGUAGACGUGAGCAGGGUGGGUUUUAUUCAAUAAAUAAUUAAACACUAAA
Molecule: messenger RNA, 3741 nt
Organism: Trichomycterus rosablanca
Lineage: Eukaryota; Metazoa; Chordata; Actinopteri; Siluriformes; Trichomycteridae
Gene: b4galt4
Product: UDP-Gal:betaGlcNAc beta 1,4- galactosyltransferase, polypeptide 4
Exons: 6
Coding region: 144-1205 (353 amino acids)
Biological process (GO): carbohydrate metabolic process
Cellular component (GO): Golgi apparatus
Molecular function (GO): galactosyltransferase activity
Source: RefSeq, a predicted model, not a curated record